Molecule: messenger RNA, 2028 nt
Organism: Pezoporus flaviventris
Lineage: Eukaryota; Metazoa; Chordata; Aves; Psittaciformes; Psittacidae
Product: vitamin D3 hydroxylase-associated protein-like
Exons: 15
Coding region: 155-1921 (588 amino acids)
Biological process (GO): fatty acid catabolic process
Molecular function (GO): amidase activity; fatty acid amide hydrolase activity
Source: RefSeq, a predicted model, not a curated record
AUGUUAACAUGGACUUUGAUAGUGCAGCUCUGCUUCAGAACUGAUCUUGCAUAGCCAGAUUGCGCAGUGUGCAUUCAUCAGCCCUCCUUAGGAGAAGGCAGGAGACCCAAGCGUCUGUAGCUGGUCUGGAACGGGAAGGACUGGGAGAGGAACCAUGACCCAAGAGCGACUGUGGCAGGUCCUGGAUGCAUCAUGGGGAGACCCUCGCACCCUCUCUGCUCUGCUGUGCAGCUCAGUAGCGGUUGUUGUGCUGCUGAAGUGGAUGGAACGUAGGCAGAUCCAGCAGAAGAUGAAGGAGGCGAGGAGGGCACGGAAUCUGGCCCUGGAGCGAAUGGAGAAGGCAGCUCACGGGUUUAAGCAAGAGAAUCCAAGCACCCAGACUGCGCAAAUCCUUUCAUUGACAAUGGUGGAGCUGGUGGAGAAACUGAAGGAUGGUUCCCUGUCCCCAGAAAGCAUCCUCUACACCUAUAUGGGCAAAGCUUUGGAGGUGACUCGGGAGGUGAACUGUGUGACAGACUUCAUUCAUGGCUGUGAAGAUCAACUCCAGAAACUGAAGAAUCAGAAGGAGAAGGGGCUGCUCUAUGGCAUUCCCGUCAGCAUCAAGGAGCACAUUGACUGCAAGGGCCACAUCUCCUCUGGAGGGAUGGUGAAGUUCCUGGGCCAAGUAAAGGAAGAAGACAGCGUCAUCGUCCAGGUUCUAAAGUACCAGGGGGCAAUCCCCUUCGUGAGAACCAACGUCCCACAGACAAUGAUGAACUAUGAUUGCAGCAACCUCGUCUUUGGCCAGACACUGAACCCUCUCAACCACCAGAAGAGCCCCGGGGGGUCCUCAGGAGGGGAGGGAGCCCUGAUUGCAGGGGGAGGCUCUAUCCUGGGCAUUGGGUCAGAUGUAGCUGGUAGCAUCCGCCUGCCGUCCAGCUUCUGUGGGCUGUGUGGGCUCAAACCCACAGGCAACAGGAUCAGCAAACUGGGUGUUGUUUCUCCUAUAGGAGGAAUGGGAUCAGUAGUGCCAGCGCUGGGGCCAAUGGCGAGGGAUGUGGACAGCCUGGCCCUCUGCAUGAAGGCGCUGCUCUGUGAUGAGAUGUUCCGGCUGGACCCCACUGUGCCCCCCAUCCCCUUCAAUGAGGAGGUUUACACCAGUUCAAAGCCACUUCGGAUUGGAUACUAUGAAGGAGAUGGCUACUUCCAACCCUCACCCAGCAUGAAACGAGCUAUUCAGGAGACAAGAAAGCUCCUCCAGGAUGCAGGGCAUACGCUUGUUCCCUUUGUACCACCCAAGAUCGACUACAUGGUAGAUGAGCUGUUCACCAGAGGGAUUUUCUCGGAUGGUGGUGCUCACCUGAUGGACUGCUUCAAAGGAGACAUUGUGGAUCCCACCCUGAGAUUCCAGUUCAAUACUUACAGGCUUCCUGCUCUGGUGAAAAGGAUCUUCGCUAUCCUUCUGAAACCCAUAUACCCAAGAAUCGCUGGGGAUCUCAGUGCUCUCUGUGGAGUGGGGUCUGCCAAAAACCUCUGGGAUCAGCAUGGAGCAGUGGAGGCUUACCGCACUGAAUUCAUUGUCAAAUGGAGGAAGCUGAGGCUGGAUGUGAUUCUUUGUCCUGCACUGGGGCCAGCCUUUAACCAUGGCUAUGCUGGGAAGCUCUUUGCUGCGACCUCCUAUACCAAUUUAUACAACGUCUUAGACUUCCCUGCUGGGGUGGUGCCGGUCAGCACAGUCACAAGAGCUGAUGAAGAAGAACUGAAGCAUUACCGAGGGCACUACGGAGACCCUUGGGAUAAGAGGCUGAAAGAGGCUGUGGAAGGAGCUGUGGGGCUGCCAGUGGCUGUUCAGUGCGUGGCUCUGCCAUGGCAGGAAGAGCUGUGCCUUCGCUUCAUGAAGGAGGUGGAGACGCUUGCCCACAGCAUGAAGAGAAAUGUGUAAUUUCUAGGAACCAAUAACCACAAAGCAGACAGAGACCUGCAGACUCUGAACCACUGUUUCAAGAAGCUGCAAUAAAUGCUGUUUAAAAAUAGUCAGCAAAAAUCUCA